CUAAUAUUAGCUAGGUUUUUUAAGUUCUUGUGGUGUUGAGCAGUAUCCUGAUCUAUUACACUGCUACAUAUAUAUAAAUGAAAACCCUAUCAAUCGUUGGGAAACUCAUAUCUCUCUUCUAACAAUUCAAGCUAAAAGAAGCUAAGACUAGACUUUUACCAUAGAAAGUAAGGGGAAAAAAAUCCAAACAUGGUUUCAAAAAAUAAUCGUCUCAUGGCCGAAGCAACAUGCCUCCUAAUAUUCUUGUUUUCAGUUAUCAGAAUAGCCCAUGGUGCAGAUUUCAACAUAAAAAACUUUGGAGCAAAGGCUAAUGGCAAGUCAGAUGAUACCCAGGCAAUGAGUAAUGCUUGGAAGGCGGCAUGCAUGUCGACCGAUCCUAGCACUAUUUUGAUACCAAACGGGAAAUACAUGGUUGGUCCAUUAACGUUCCAAGGACCCUGCAAGGCACCAGUCAAUGUUCAAGUUCAAGGAAACGUUCUUGCUCCAACAGACCUCAACAUUUUCAAGUCCCAAAACGGCUGGAUGGUUUUCCAAAACAUUGACAGAUUGAUGGUCUCAGGAACAGGAACUUUCGAUGGCCAAGGAUCACUUGCUUGGUCCCAAAAUAACUGUGCAAAAACUGGGACGUGCAAUUCACUGCCCAUUAAUUUGGCAUUCACUUCGAUCACCAACUCAAAGAUUCAGGACAUAAGUUCGCUAAACAGCAAGUUGUUUCACAUGAACAUAUUGAACUGCAAGAACGUGACCCUUCAACAUAUUAUAAUCAGAGCGCCUGAAGAAAGCCUAAACACUGACGGAAUUCAUAUUGGUCGCUCAUCCAGGAUCAAUAUUACUGGCGUAGACAUCAAAACAGGGGAUGACUGUGUCUCUCUUGGCGAUGGAAGCCAACAAAUUAACAUUGAGAAUGUGACAUGUGGACCUGGACAUGGCAUUAGUGUUGGAAGCUUAGGAAAGUAUCAUGACGAACAACCUGUUAUGGGAGUUACAGUGAGGAACUGUACCCUCACCAGCACAAUGUUCGGUGUUAGGGUCAAAACAUGGCCAAAUUCUCCUAGCGGCGUUGCUUCAUAUUUGGAUUUUGAGGAUAUUGUGAUGAACAAUGUCAGCACUUGUCUUCUUAUAGACCAAGAGUAUUGCCCUUACGCUCAGUGCAAUGCAGAGGUUCCAUCACGUGUCAAGAUUAGCAAUGUUAGCUUCAAGAACAUUCGGGGAACAUCCGCAACUAAGCAGGCUGUGAAGAUUAUAUGUAGCAGAAGCAUUCCCUGCCAAAAUGUGCAGAUAAGCGACAUUAGCUUGCAAUACAAUGGAAAAGAUGGCCCUAUUACAUCCGUGUGCAAGAAUGUGAAGCCUUCAGCUUUUGGAAAACUGAACCCUCCUGCUUGUGCUAAUUAUAAUUAAUUAACCUUCCUUUUGAAUAUUAUGCUUAAAUGUUAAUUAAUAAGUUCAUUCGAUCAUGGCUAGGUUUAGAAAACUGUACUUAGAUGUUGCACCCCUGCCCGUCUUCAUGCUUUCUUGCAUGCAUGAUGAGCUGAGUGGUGAACCAAUAUAGUUUAAAUAAAUUAUAUUAAGAUGUUAAUAUUUAUAUAUAUAUAUGUCCGAGCCUUUAGUUUUCAUUUGAACGUACGUACGUAAGUAAUUUAUGACGUUUGAAUACUGUCUCAUAAAGUUGUACGGACGGUAUAUGUUAUAUAUGACAAUAAUCCUUUUUAUUUUUA
Carya illinoinensis is the source of this 1715-nucleotide messenger RNA. RefSeq names its product exopolygalacturonase-like. The transcript is spliced from 4 exons. Gene Ontology annotation, biological process: carbohydrate metabolic process. NCBI's taxonomy places the organism in Eukaryota, Viridiplantae, Streptophyta, Magnoliopsida, Fagales, Juglandaceae. Gene Ontology annotation, molecular function: polygalacturonase activity. The record is from RefSeq and is a predicted model, not a curated record. The coding region runs from base 190 to 1398 and encodes 402 amino acids.